Molecule: messenger RNA, 1640 nt
Organism: Onthophagus taurus
Lineage: Eukaryota; Metazoa; Arthropoda; Insecta; Coleoptera; Scarabaeidae
Gene: DMAP1
Product: DNA methyltransferase 1 associated protein 1
Biological process (GO): DNA repair; negative regulation of transcription by RNA polymerase II; chromatin remodeling
Cellular component (GO): Swr1 complex; nucleus; NuA4 histone acetyltransferase complex
Molecular function (GO): transcription corepressor activity
Source: RefSeq, a predicted model, not a curated record
AGUACCAACAUCUAAAAUAAUAUUUAGGUUGCCAAUAAAAAACAGCUUGACAUCUGACAGUUGUCAAUACAAAUAUUAUUAUAAUUUCCAUAUUAAUUACACAAGUUCGUGUUGAAUCUUUAUAUUUCCGAGUGUUAAUAAGCCCUAAAUUAGCAACCAUGGCGGAUGUACGUGAUAUCUUAGAAUUAGAUCAACCUUUAGCUCCAGAAAUUUCGAGAGAAACCAUAAUAGGCCAACGCAAACAACGUCCAACAACCACUACAAAAAUGUCAAAACGACCCGAAGGAAUGCAUAGGGAAGUUUUCGCCCUUCUUUAUAAUGACAACAAAGAUGCCCCGCCUUUAUUCCCAUCCGACACAAGUAAUGGUUAUAAACAAACCAAAAUAAAAUUAGGAAUGAGACGACCAAGAAAAUGGGAAUGGAUGCCAUUUUCGAAUCCUGCAAGAGAUGAUAAUGCCGUUUUUUAUCAUUGGAGACGUCCAUCGGAUGAACCAAAAGAAUACCCCUUUGCAAAAUUUAAUAAAAAAGCUGACAUUCCAACUUACACCGAUAACGAAUAUAAUCAAUAUUUAAAAAGUGAAUGUUGGAGUAGAGAGGAAACUGAUCAUUUGAUGGAUUUAGCAAAACGAUUUGAUGUAAGAUUCUUAAUAAUGGCUGAUCGAUAUGAUAGCGAGAAAUACAGUAAAAGAUCUAUUGAAGAUAUCAAGGAUAGGUAUUAUAAAAUUAGUGGGAUUUUGGGAAAGUUAAAUGGGGAAAAGAAGGUUUAUACUUAUGAUGCAGAUCAUGAAAGAAGGAGGAAGGAGCAGCUGAAAAAAUUAUAUGAAAGAACGCCAGAACAGAUUGAUGAAGAACAAUUCCUUCUUGGUGAAUUCAAAAAGAUUGAAGCUCGUAAAAAGGAACGUGAACGUAAAACUCAAGAUUUACAAAAAUUAAUUAGUCAAGCCGAUAAUCAAAAUGAAACUCCAAGAAAAACAGAUAAAAAAUUACCUAAAAAGAAAAUAGCUAAUCCUUCAAGACCAUCGAAAAUUGAUACAACGCAUAUUUUACAGGCUGUAGAAACGGCAGGUAUAAAAUUCCCCGAUUAUAAAAACAGUGGUGUAUCGCUUCGUUCUCAACGAAUGAAAUUACCCGCUAAUGUAGGACAAAAAAAAUCUAAAGGAAUCGAACAAAUGCUCCAAGAUAUGAAUUUAGAGUUAAAUCCGACACCAACAGAAGAUGUUUGUCAACAUUUCAACGAGUUACGUAGUGAUAUGGUUUUAUUAAUGGAAUUAAAAGCUGCUUUGGGAACAUGCGAAUAUGAAUUGCAAAGUUUGCGUCACCAAUAUGAAGCUGUAAAUCCUGGAAAGACUUUGACGAUCCCUCCUCAGCUGCUCUCAAAUAAUGAACAGGAAGGUAACAAACAGCUGGGACCGGAAAUUAUAGACGUGGUCGGAUCGCCAGGCACACCGUCGAUAACUUAAAUGCUCUUCAACUUAACAAUUAAAAAUAUUACAAUUCUUGUUAAAACCUAGACUUAACUUAUAUUUAAACAUGGAGAUACAUCAUUUUUUUUCUUCAUACAUGGAUGUGUUUAUGGUUUUAUGUACAAUUGAGUAAUGUAGCAAUACUAAUAAUUAAAGAAUAUGAUUUCAUGAAAAAAA